Molecule: messenger RNA, 1309 nt
Organism: Lactuca virosa
Lineage: Eukaryota; Viridiplantae; Streptophyta; Magnoliopsida; Asterales; Asteraceae
Source: the annotation of a GenBank genome assembly
AUGGUCGAUGAUGUUGCUUUACUUGAAACUGUUGAAGAAAGAGAGAUGGAUAAAAAUUUGUUCUUUUCAGGGGAAUGUAAUGAUGAAUCUUCUGGCAAUGAGCUAGUGAGAUGCUCUCAGUAUUCAUAUAGUGGACAGAUUCAGCCUGAUGAAGUUUUCAAUGUAGCCACAACUUCAAGAAGUAAAGAUGCCAAUGAAGAGAUUAUGGAAAAACCAGAUUCUUCACACACUUCACGAGAAGCUGACACGUGUAAUCUGAUAGAAAAACCAAGUGAAGAGGACCCUGUUGACCAGGAUGAAGAUGAAACAGGUUGCAUCUCAUCGCAUUCACUUCGCUUUGAGGUCAGCAAAUACACAGGAAGAAUCCACUUGUAUUCAUGUAUCCAAGGAAUAGAAACACGGCCUACCCCAUUGUUUAAAAAUUUCAAACCAGAGGAACUUGAGACAAAAGAUCCAGACAACUUGGCUGAUUCAAUUUACAAACCUGCCCUUGUAAAAUUUGUCAAAGAAUGGAACACCCAAAACCAUGAUAAAGAUGGUUUGCUAAAAGGAGGAAGUAAGAAGCGUGGUACAUCAAUUGAUGAUAUAAGCCACCCCCUUCCUGCAAAUGCUGAAUGGAGAAAGGUUUCAAUCUUUCAUGGCAAAAAAGAGAGACGAUAUAUGCAGGGUUAUACACUCAUUAACGAACCACUCUGUAAACUGUGUCAAAAAAUUUGCACGAAGAAGAGUGCAAUGGAGCCUGAAUUCUUUGAGGAUUUGUUUUGUGAUUUGGAGUGUCAUGAAGAAUAUCGGUUAAGAACUAGUAAUAGACUACUACGAAAGAUGCUUGCCCAAAUUGAACAUAGCGUAUGUACAAAUUGUCAUCUUGAUUGUCGUAAGCUUGUGAAGAACAUCAAACCUUUGUCUCUUGAGAAGCGUAGAGAGUUUAUUAUGAGGGAAGCACCGAAGCUGGCUGCACGUAAAAAUGCACUUGAAAAGCUCAUCAGUGAUCCUACAGAGGGGAAUGCAUGGCAUGCGGACCAUAUUGUGCCUGUAUAUCGAGGGGGAGGGGAAUGUAGACUAGAGAACAUGAGGACCCUUUGUAUUGCGUGUCAUGCUGAUGUCACGUUAGCUCAAUGUCGUGAAAGACGCUCAGAACGAGCAAAGGCCAAGAAACAACUCAAGCGCUUGUUGGCCAACAUCACUUUAGUAAACAACUGCAAGGAUAAGGAAACAGAUGACGAUGACCUACUAGUUGUGAAUGUCCCGGGAAGUGCCUACCAUACCAUACAGCAAACAUAAAUAGGUGUACAAGUGAAUUUUUCCUUGA